GGGCUGCAGUCAGCGUUUUGAAACUUUGGGAACACGAUGGUCCAGGUUCCGUACUUCACCGCUCUCACUACGUACUUUGCCUAUGCUCUGCUGUUUGCUAUCGGCCAUAUCCGAGAUUUCUUUUCAUGCCUACUAUGGAAAGAAAAGGUGGCAGACGGCUAUGCCCCCUUAACUGGGGACUUUGGCGACUUUUACAUUCGGUGGGUCUAUCAUCGGAUCCACGACUGCUUCAAUCGACCGAUCUGCAGUUCGCCGGGGGCGUGGAUCGAUGUGGUGGGCAGAGAGAGGCUAGGCACGAGCAACUGGAUCCUGAAGAAUACUGGCGGGGUGAGGCGGUGUCUGAACCUCGGGUCGUAUAAUUAUUUGGGCUUUGCCGCGCAAGACGAGUACUGCACGGUAAAGGCGAUCGAAACGUUGGAAAGGUUUGGCGCGAGCACAUGCAGCGGAUGCUUUGACGCGGGCAAAACGACCGUCCACGAGGAGCUUGAAAACCUCGUAGCGGAGUACCUUGGCAAGGAAGAUGCCAUUGUCUACGGCAUGGGCUUUGCGACCAAUUCCAGCACGCUCCCCGCGCUCGUCGGGAAAGGCUGUCUCGUGAUCAGCGACUCGUUGAAUCACUCGUCGAUUGUUGUUGGUGUACGGGGCUCGGGUGCGAGGGUUAAGGUCUUCAAGCACAACAACCCCGAGCACCUUGAGAAAGUCAUACGGGAGUCCAUUGCGGAGGGGCAGCCACGCACGCACAGGCCGUGGAAGAAGAUUCUUAUCGUGAUUGAAGGCGUGUACAGCAUGGAGGGGGAAAUCGCACGAUUGCCGGAGAUAGUGGCUAUCAAGAAUGCGUACAAGGCGUACUUGUACUUGGACGAGGCGCAUAGCAUAGGAGCCAUGGGUCAGACUGGAAGGGGAAUCUGCGAGUACACCGGGGUGCCCUUCGCCGAUGUCGACAUCUUGAUGGGCACCUUCACCAAGUCCUUCGGCUCCUGCGGGGGGUACAUUGCAGGCUCCAAGGAUCUGAUCACACAUUUACGGCACACGAGCCCCUGUCACACGUAUGCGACGUCGAUGUCACCAGCUGCCGUCCAGCAAGUGACCAGUUCGCUUAAGGUCAUCAUGGGGAGGGAUGGGAGUCGUAGAGGGGCCGAGAAGCUCCGAAAUCUCAGAGAGAACAGCAAUUGGUUCAGGCAGGAGCUCCUCAAGCUCGGCUGCCAGGUUCUGGGCGAUGAAGAUUCUCCCGUCAUCCCCAUUAUGGUAUACAACCCGGGCCGAAUGGCGGAAUUCUCCCGCGAAUGUUUGAAACGCCACGUGGCGAUCGUCGUUGUCGGGUUCCCGGCCUGUUCGCUCAUCCUCGAACGGGCCCGGUUUUGUAUCUCAGCAUCCCACACGCGGAAGGAUUUGGAGUACGCGAUCGACGUAAUUCGCGAAGUGGGUACGAUCAUGCGGAUCUUUUGGGGCAAACCGACACCUGACCUGUUGGCCGAUGUACCAUCCCUUGCUGCCAAGUUAGCAGCAAAAACACAAUAACUGACCAACUGUUGAAUUGCAGGCCGGAGUUUGAAUCCUGUGCAAUGACAUAACUCUUAAAAAAAAAAAAAAAAAAAAGAGAAACAGCGAUGCCGCUCCCCGUUGUGGGUUAUGGGUGCUGUUAGUGAACAGGGCAGUGGUGCUGCUCGCACUAUUCUGUGAGCAAUAAACCCGACUCUGACGUCUGUGCAAGGCAGGCAAGAAAACUGCUCAGGACGUGAUCCUCUAUUUUGGACCAUGUAAGAGCCCAGGUUGCAGAUCAGGCUCGGUCAGGGCCAAAUUCAGGCAAACGACAGGAGGAUGCUGCCGAUGAACAGGGCAAUUGGUGCCGCUUUCUCUGUUCUUAUGCACAAUAAGCAUGAAUCUGGCUUUACAGGAAGACUGGGUUCAAGCAGCUAAUUCCAGGCUAUGCAGGGAUGAAUAAUACGCUCUCUUCUGGACUAUGUUUAAGCUGAUGCUCGUGAAAAAAACAAAGUAGCACAAAAGAGAGUGUAUUACUCAUCCCUGCAUAGCCUGGAAUUAGCUGCUUGAACCCAGUCUUCCUGUAAAGCCAGAUCCACUACGGAUUUGGUCAGUGGAACCUGACACUCGGAAGCCAAGCAGGUUGUAAAGAUCUUUUUUUUCAACAUCUUGAAUCCAGUGGAUUUGGUCAAUGGACAUGACUGGGUUCAACCUGUUUGCUGGGAAAACUAUCUAUGUGUGUGCGCCAUUGAGUUAUAUUGAUCUUCAACAUCUUGAAUUCAGCGGAUUUGGUCGAUGGUCGACGAUGGACAUGACUGGUCUAUAUGAGUGGAUUUCGCCAUUUGCCAUUGCAGCGUGAUGAUGGAAAAAGGACCGAUGUACAUGAGUGCUUCCGGUUGAUGGCAUUGAACGGAUCCCCCUGAAGAAGAGGACUGGUGUAUUUGGGUGCAUUUGGUCGACGGCGUUGAGCAGAUACAGAUGCGGACCUCUGUGCGCGCCAUCGAGUUGUUAUAUUGAUCUUCAACAUUUUGAAUCCAGUGGAUUUGGUUGAUGGACAUGACUGGUCUUUAUGAGUGGAUUUUGCCAUUUGCCAUUGCAGCGUGAUGAUGGAAGAAGGACCGAUGUACAUGAGUGCAUUUGGUCGAUGGCAUUGAACGGAUCCCCCUGAAGAAAAGGACUGGUGUACUUGAGUGCAUGCGGUCGAUGGCGUUGAACAGAUCCAGACGCGGACCUCUUUUCUCGUAAGGCUAAACUUCUGUUUUUAUUAUAUCCCUAACUGGGCUCGAAGCAGACUGGAGUGCCCACGGCGGCCGGCUUCAAAAUCUGAAAGGCCUACUUCAUCCAGGUCUGACCCUCCUCCUACGAGCCCAACCGACGGUGGCAUGAACCUGGUCAUCCAUGUGGCCAUAUGCAUGCUGUCUAAGCAGGCUGGCAGGCUGCUACAGGCCCAGUAGUCGCCCCGGCCAAUUGAUACCUUGUCCUUAACAGCAUCGGUGGCCAGAGGUGUGUUUCCUAUGAGCUCAUGAUAGGACGGACUUAAAAAUUCUUUUAAAAUUCUUUAAAAAUAGUAAAAAAACUAUUUUUGACAAGUCUGGGACCCCGAUCGUAGGACCCCUAAAGGUUUGAGACAGACGGGAAUGACGGGCUUCGGAUUAGAAACAAAUAUUGAAAUUAAUC
Chara braunii is the source of this 3156-nucleotide messenger RNA. The record is from the annotation of a GenBank genome assembly. NCBI's taxonomy places the organism in Eukaryota, Viridiplantae, Streptophyta, Charophyceae, Charales, Characeae.